Molecule: messenger RNA, 1732 nt
Organism: Momordica charantia (bitter melon)
Lineage: Eukaryota; Viridiplantae; Streptophyta; Magnoliopsida; Cucurbitales; Cucurbitaceae
Gene: COX10
Product: cytochrome c oxidase 10
Biological process (GO): heme A biosynthetic process
Cellular component (GO): membrane; mitochondrion
Molecular function (GO): protoheme IX farnesyltransferase activity
Source: RefSeq, a predicted model, not a curated record
AUAAUAUUUGUCGAGCCUCGGGCAUCCAAGGUCUGUUUCUCGACCGCGUCAGAUCCCAAAAUCCGUCCCGCGCCAUCGCCGCUGCCGCCAUGUGGAGAAGCUCCCGGAGUUUCUCAUCCAAACUCCGGUCACCGUCUUCCUCUCCCAGCCCUAAAACCACACCCUCCGCUUCCACUUUCUAUGGUCACAACGGCGUUGCUCGUCCAUUUCUUCGCGCCCUCCAUCCAUAUUCAUCAUCGUUGUUCAAUUCGUUAUCUUCGUCGCCGUCCUCUUCGGAUCCCAUCAGAAUAGGGUUUUCGAAUUCUUAUGGAUUUCGAGCAUGUUCUAGUGUUGCUGAUCCGUCGUCUUUGGCUUCCGCAUCGGUUUCUAGAGCCAGGGAGGUCGUGGAUUUAGCUCGCCAUUAUGGUCGCUGUUACUGGGAGCUCUCCAAGGCUCGCCUUAGCAUGCUGGUUGUUGCAACUUCUGGGACUGGGUUUGUUCUAGGGAGUGGAAGUGCUAUGGACCUUGGGGGACUUUGUUGGACUUGUGCUGGUACCAUGAUGGUUGCAGCAUCUGCAAACUCCUUAAAUCAGGUUUUCGAAAUAAACAAUGAUGCUAAAAUGAAGAGAACACAACGAAGACCACUACCCUCAGGGCGCAUCACAGUACCACAUGCAGUCACCUGGGCAACUUCUGUUGGUUUAGCUGGCACUGUUAUGUUAGCUAGCAAGGCUAAUAUCUUGGCAGCUGGUCUUGCAGCUUCAAAUUUGAUUCUCUAUGCAUUUGUAUAUACCCCACUUAAGCAGAUUCACCCUGUUAAUACAUGGGUUGGGGCCAUAGUUGGUGCUAUUCCACCACUUCUUGGGUGGGCUGCUGCUUCAGGACAAAUAUCUUUGAACGCAAUGAUUCUCCCUGCUGCUCUUUACUUUUGGCAAAUACCCCAUUUUAUGGCUCUUGCAUAUUUAUGCCGUGACGAUUAUGCUGCUGGAGGGUAUAAAAUGUAUUCUCUUGCUGAUGCUUCUGGCAAGAGAACUGCCGCAGUGGCUCUAAGAAACUGUCUGUAUCUCGUUCCUCUGGGAUUCUUGGCUUAUGAUUGGGACAUCACUUCAGGUUGGUUCUGCCUAGAAUCAUCUAUCCUCACUCUUGCAAUCAGUGCGACCGCAUUUUCUUUCUACCGUCACUGCACGAUGCAGAAAGCAAGAAGGAUGUUUCAUGCUAGCCUCUUGUACCUUCCUGUUUUCAUGUUAGGACUUCUGCUCCACCGUCUUCCUGACAACGAGCAGACGAUGGAAGAAGAUAGUUUCGAGAGGAUGUUGGAUGGUCGAGCACAGGAGGAGGAUGGAUAUAUUGCACGAAAUAACAAGACAGGGUAUAGCAAAGGUGUCGCCCAAGGACGACCGCCUGUUGCGUACGCCUCGGUUGCACCCUUCCCUUUUUUGCCUGUUCCAUUAUAUGCUGAUUCUUGAUGAACUUAGUUCCUGUUUUGCUUUGUAACCAUCCACCUUCAACAGCUUCCUCUUUUGAGUGGAAAUAAUGAGGAAGGAUCUCAAAUUAUGUAAAAUCAAUUAUUGCUCAUUUUGUAUGGUGAUAGAAAUACGCAGAGGUAUACAUACUACUGUGAUAUUUUUGGGGCAUGCAGUGAGACUUUCCAUUCUUUUUUUUUUUUACGACAGGUGAGUCGAGAAUUCGAACUAGUCAAACAUAUGUAUCUUUAACCCAUUGAGCUAGGCGACUUUGCAUUACUCUUUCUUCA